AGCCCAACGGUUGGAGGGAGAGGGGUGGAAGACAAAUGACAUGAAGCCAUGAAAGCCCAGAAGAUGCUGCUCCAUCCGUUGGACUCCAGCUUUCUGUUUCUAGCAGGUUGGAGCUGCUGCUUCCUGUCCGUCUGUCUGAAGCCACUGAGCCACUCAUCAGAGACACAUCUACACACAGGCUGAGGGGGGCUCCGCCUCCUCUGCAGUGAAGCCACACUGAGGGAGUGCAGCAAUGGAGGAGCCAGCAGUGCAGCAGGAGAAAAUAGAGAAAUCCCAGGAACCAGGGGAGGAUGCAGGGAAGGCAGGCUGGAAAAACGAAUGCUCCUUCUCCAACCUGCUGAAACAUUCUUGCUUCAUAUGUUGGUCAUCUCCUGGAGACACAGAGGUGAUAGAAAUGGAUGAGCGAGUCCUGGCCAAGGCAGCCGAGAUCAGAGAGCUGGAAAACGCUUUGGCCGUGGAGAACCUGGAGCUUCAGGAGCAGCAAUCAGACUGUAAGGACUUAGAGGAGACCCUGGUGAAGUUUGAGGAGCACAAGGAGAAACUGAUCCAGCAGAUAAAGGCGACCAGGCAGCUCUGCUACGAAGAAAGUCAGAAGAUCCUGUCUCUACAAGCAGAGGAGGCUCAAAAGGAGAGCCAGGUAGAGGAGUAUGAACGGGAACUGGCCCGAGCUCGAUGGAGGCUGAAGAAGCUCAGAGAGGAGGUGAAGAAAGCCAAAAGGAAGGUGGAGGAGGCCGGGGAAAGGGACACUCCCCUCCAAGACUCCAUCAGACAGUCCUAUGAGGAGAUCCUGCAGGUGAGGAGGAGGUCCUUCUGGAAAUAA
Molecule: messenger RNA, 820 nt
Organism: Cyprinodon variegatus (sheepshead minnow)
Lineage: Eukaryota; Metazoa; Chordata; Actinopteri; Cyprinodontiformes; Cyprinodontidae
Product: epidermal growth factor receptor substrate 15-like
Exons: 3
Coding region: 233-820 (195 amino acids)
Source: RefSeq, a predicted model, not a curated record